Messenger RNA from Hibiscus syriacus, 687 nucleotides. RefSeq lists its product as uncharacterized. The coding region runs from base 1 to 687 and encodes 228 amino acids. Lineage: Eukaryota; Viridiplantae; Streptophyta; Magnoliopsida; Malvales; Malvaceae. The record is from RefSeq and is a predicted model, not a curated record. The transcript has 3 exons.
AUGGAGACUAGAAUUAGAGAAAUCAAUAUUUCUAAGUGGGAUACUGCUCUAUCUGAUGAGUGGAAUUAUGAGGCUAACUAUAAUUUCAUUGAUGAAGUUGGGGGUGAUUUCAACAUUAUAGCUGAGGUUAAUGAGAGUUUUUAUUGUGAUUUGGGGUCAUAUUCUUCAUCUGACAUGGAUGAUUUACAGGAUUGGAUACUAGAUUUUCCAGUCUCUUUUGCUGAGUAUAAGGCUCCUGGAGUAUCUGAUCACUGUUUGGGGAUUAUUUGGACUCAAAAAGAGGCUAGGAUUCAUAAACCGAAGCCCUUUAAGUUUUUCAAUUGCUGGACUACAAGUGAGAAUUUUUUGAGCAGUGUUAAAGCUUCCUGGUUACAGCACUGUGAUAGUAAUGCUAUGCAGGUGAUGUUUUGCAAAUUAAAGAGAUUGAAGCCUAUUUUGAAGGAUUUGAAUAGGACUCAAUUUUCUGAUAUUUCAUCAAGAGUAGCUGCUAAAAGAGCUGAACUGGAACAUAUUCAACUUGCUAACCUUGAUGCUACUAAUCAGGCUGGGAUUGAGGAGGAGGAGAAAUUACAAGUUGUUUUAGUUGACUUGGAAAUGGCUGAACUGGAUUUCUAUAGACAAAGAGCUAAGGUGCACUGGCUGCAGGAAGAUGACUUAAGCAAAAAGUUUUUUUACCAAAAAAGUUGA